AUGGCGGGCCCGUCCGACGGCGAUCCCGACGGAUGGGUCGAGUUCUGCGAGCGUCAGGCCAAAGCCGCCGCUCAGGACUUCGCCAAGGCUUGCUUGCAGUAUGUACAAACCGGUGCCGGCGACUCUGCAACGCGGCCGCAAGCUCCGCACAAGGAGCUGCUGAAGAAAUUCGUGGAAUGUUUCUCGGAACAGUUCGAGUAUGAAAUUGGGAAGUUGAAAGCUUUGCAUAAACUUCCUAACGGCACACACACGGGACACGACGAGAGCGACUAUUCCGAAGAUACAGACUCGCCAAAAACGCAACACAAACCAUUUUUCCGAAGGUUAUCUUUCAAAGGUCUGAGACGUGGGAAAGGGUUGUUCCACAAACAACACUCGGACGAGGUGGAGCUCUCAUCACAUCUGAACAAACACAACAAGACUAAAUUAGCUAAAAUAGUUGUAGAAUGUAGGAAGGAGGGGCUGGUAAAUUAUUUAACUCCUGAGAGUCUGGAACAGCCCAGUGGCCCUCAGAAGUGGGAAAGGUGCAGGCUAGCUUUGGUAAAGACGGUAGGGGGUUACAUGCUGGAGUUCUACUCUCCUCCAAAAGCACAGAAGCCCCGAAGUGGAGUAUUUUGUUUCCUUAUAUCGGAAGCCCGAGAAACCACUGCGCUGGAAAUGCCUGACCAUGAAAAUACUUUUGUAUUGAAGGCAGACAAUAACAUGGAAUAUGUAAUAGAGGCAGCUGAUGUAGACGAUAUGAAAUCAUGGUUGGCAACUAUCAAGUACUGUAUGAGGGCGCCCCCGACCACGCAGCCGCCGCCAGACGCGCUGCCAGGCAUGCCAGAACCGGCACCCCCGGACCUGCCACCACGAAGAGACCUACCAACCAGCACCAGCAAUAUUGACUUAGCUACUGACACUCCUGAAGAGGCUGAAUUAGGUUCGAUAGCAGAAGAAGCUUGUGAGUCGUCAUCCCGCAUCUCCCUAGCGGAGUGGCCGUGGUUCCACGGCACACUGGCCCGCGCAGCCGCCGCGGCCUGCGUGCUGGCGGGCGGCGCCAGUGGCCACGGAUGUUAUCUCGUACGACAGAGCGAGACACGACGCGGGGAAUAUGUGCUCACUUUCAAUUUCCAGGGUCGCGCAAAACACCUCCGUAUGACCCUGAGCGAGACGGGUCAGUGUCGCGUGCAGCACCUGUGGUUCCCCAACGUGCACGACAUGCUGGAACACUUCCGAGCGCACCCCAUCCCGCUGGAGUCGGGCGGCGCGGCUGACGUCACUCUCACCGAGUACGUCGUCUGCCAGGAAGGGAACCGACAACAAUUGGACGUGACCCACGGCAGCGACGUGCGCAUGCGCCGCGCGGAGUUAGAAGCACUGCUGGUUGCUAGCGGAGCUCACCACGACAUCCGCGCCGUGGACAACCAGUACACCUUCGUUUAA
Messenger RNA from Spodoptera littoralis (African cotton leafworm), 1425 nucleotides. Lineage: Eukaryota; Metazoa; Arthropoda; Insecta; Lepidoptera; Noctuidae. The record is from the annotation of a GenBank genome assembly.